AGGGGGAGGGGGGAGGGGGGGAAAAGGAGAAGAGAAGAGAAGGUCCGGACCCGAGCCUCGAAUAGAAGUUAGAAGUUGCGGCCGUUUGGGAGGGAGAGUCUUCCCCCCCCCCUCCACCCGCCCAGCCCAGCACCCCGGAUCCUCCGCUGGAUCUGAGCGCCCCCCCCUUCACCCCAUACCCCUCACGGUGGGGCCUCGGGCAGGGGCUGGGCUGGGCUGGGUUGAGGCCUGCACUUGUCUUUGGGGGUGUUUGUGAGCACGACACAUGGAUUGCUGGAGGAGGCUAAGAGGCCAAGAUCCUGUCCAGGCCAGCCUUGAACCCUGAGCCCUUGCCCCCACCACCAACCCCCACACCUCCCUCCUUCUUUACACUUCACCCCUCCCCACGUCCCCCAGAGAGAGGGAGGCAAUGUGGGCACCGACGGCCGAGACCACCUGCGAGGCUGCAGCACUGGACUUUUCCCCCACCGUACCCUGAGAAGGAGUGCAGUCUGCAGUCACUAUGCCAGAAAUGACAGAAAAUCAGACACCGCUGCGCAUAACUCACAGGAAGAAAAAUCGAGAAUCUCACAACGCAGUGGAAAGACAUCGAAAGAAGAAGAUUAACUCGGGAAUAAACAAAAUUGGAGAACUAAUUCCAUGCUCUCCUGCUCUGAAACAGAGUAAAAACAUGAUACUGGAUCAAGCAUACAAGUACAUUUCAGAGCUGAAGAGACAGAAUGAUGAAAUUCUUUUGAAUGGGGGAACCAAAGAACAAGGUGAAGAAAUUGUCAGACUACGAAAUCAGCUGGAUAAUCUACGGAAUGAAAAUGACCGUUUUCUGGAAUUACUUAAAGCUAACGACAUCUGCUUGCAUGAUGACCCUACCAUUCACUGGAAGAGGAAAUUCAAGGGUUCAAAAGUUGCAAUGAUGAUAUCUCCCAACCAAAUGCAAGACGAUAUGCUCAUCUACACAAAUGGAAACCAACUGAAUGGGAAUUGCCACCAGACCACUGUGCAGAGUUCACCAGAGCUACCGCUGAACACCCUGAAGAACACAACUCCAGAAUCAUGCCUUGAUAUAAUGAUGCCGAUGGCUGAGAUUGGCCCAGUGGAAAAUGGGGUCCAACUUCAGACCGGGAUCUCUGAGCAGGAUGUUCCGGACUGCCUCCCUACAGCUCGAACUUCUCUGAACACUGCACCGUGCACUACCACCACGACCAUUGUACAGAGUAUGCUGAAUGUUUCAACGAACACAUCUGAUCCAGACCUUCUUCAGCACUCAUACAGCAGCUGCGCACUGACGCCUUUAGCCAGCCCAACAAGCACCCCUGCCCCAAUUGUGCUGGACUGUCCCCAAGCCAGAUUUGGACAGAGCAUCUCUGCGAGUGGAUGCCCUGUCCCGAAUGUUCCUGGAGUUUCUGCAAACGCUUCCCUUGCUUUGCCAUUGCACAUGCAACAGAUGGGAACGAUGUGUAUGGAUGUGGAGUGUCCCAGCGGGAUAACACAGCAAACUGUUUUGGGUUCGACGUCGGCCAGCGGCCAGAACACGGAGUUAAGGUCAAUGAAAUGGCCCAUGGUAGAAUGCCCGCAAAAUGUGGUGAUGCCAAACGCUUGCCAAAAUUCACCCACGCUGGCCCGUGGUUUCCCGCCGUCUUUCAAAGCUGGGGCAAUGUGUAACAGCAGUAUGAUGUCGUCUUGUCCUGUAGCCAGCUCGUGGACAGUGUCCUGCCCGGUUUCUACAAGCGCCUGCUCUUCUGAGUCAAACGGUCUUGGUGCCUUUACUUGCAUGACUUUCGCGGGUAACACUCGGACUACAUGGACCACUUUACAGCUGGCCGGAAACACAGUGCAUCCUGUCAGCCAGGUGAGCUGUAGUAUAUUGCCAACGACAUUAAGCGAAAAUGUCAAUGCCAGAAGCUCCUUCCACGCCUCUGAGGCCGGGCCGCUGGUUAAUAACGUGGCUGCGGUGUCCUCGGCUUCCUCCUCCACGCUUCAAGGGACCUCCUUCUGCUCAACCUACAGCCCACUCAACCCACAGGUGCCAGUCACCCUCCAGACCCCCCUGCAGCCCGUUCCAGCUGUGCCCACCGCCAAGGUAGUGUCACUGCUGCCUCCCUUGCAGGUGAUCCAAAUGGCCCACACCUCGGGUGGGUCAGACCCGUCCUCUCCAAACAGCCAGAAGCUGAUCAUCCUGCAGCCGGCGAAUCCCAGUUCGCCGGCGGUGGUGAGGGGGGCCAUUAACAGCCAGGCACAAGGUCAGCAGAUAGUCAUCAUACAGGCAGCCAGCCAGACCGGCGUCUCCGUGGUCCCGCCCCACGCCAACAGAGCCGCCCCCUCCCUCGACUCCAGCGCGGGGUCGUGUAGCAGCGGGGCCGGCGUUCAUUCAGUGGGAGGGAAACACCUUGUACACAUCUUGCCGCGGCCCGUGUCCUCCUGCGGCUCCAGCAGCUCGCAUUCUCCAGCGGUGACGGGCGCCGGCCACCACCAACAGCAGCAGCAGAAGACCAUCUCUGUCAACGGCCAGAUCUUCGCCGUGCAGCCCGUAAAGCAAGGGGGGAGCUCAAUGCACAUCAUCCAGCCGACAACCAGCGCAGACCCACACACCAACGUAGCCCUCAACACCUUCGGUGCUCUGACCAGCCUCAGUCAGAGUGUCUCCCAGAUGUCAGGGCCCUUAGGCCGUGGUCAGGCGCUCAGUCCCUCGGCCUCCAGCGCUCAGACCGUCUGCACCGCUGCCGCCACAGCGAGCAGCCCCUUCACCAACAACCUGCCCGCCGCCGCUCUUGCAAGCAGCAAUCCCGUACCCCCAAAAUGUGCCCACGGCGCACACCGCCCCUCCAAAUGCAAUAAAUCGCAGAGGAAGCUUCUUUCUGCGAAGCACGGACUGUCCAAGAGGGCCAGGGGUUCACGGCACCAGCCGCGGGCAGCCGCCACCACCGGCGACCACGCCAGGUCUAACCCGGGCAGCCCACCCGAGUUUGCGGCCGUGGAGCAGGCGUUGCCUGCAGACUGUCUACCGGCAUCUCAGCACCUGUCCUUGCCCCAGAACGCGGUCACGGUGACCACUGCCGCCGCCUCACACGAACAGACAGCUGCUACACUCUCCCUCCUGGCUCCCAGUUUAGCAGAAGCCUCGGCUCUUUGCCCUGAGCACCCAGAGGAGACGCGGGCACCGCCCGCAUCGCUGGCAGCCUCCUCGCCCCGGGUGGACCUGCUCAAAGACGAUGUGUGCGCGGUUACGGAAUCAACGGCCCCUACUGCCUACUGCCCGGCAGGAGAGACGGGGACGGGGAAGGAGAGCGGCUUGGGUCGAUUUCAGGCUGUGUCGCCGACUCCACACGGUAUUCCUGGCAUCACCAGCGUUUCCCAACAGCUGGAGUCCCUGGCAGCGGCCCAGCGCCACGGACGCGUGGAAGCGAGCGAGGAGAUGGGCAGCCAGGAAGGCAAGGCAUGCGGCAGGGAGCCGGCCCCCUCAACCGGCAAGCAACGAGCGGAUAACGGGCUGCCGAGCGGCGAGACGGAGGGCGCCACCCAGCCUCAUCCAUGCCCCCCGGAGCAUGAGGGCACGACCGCCCCGCUCAGCGCCCAGCGCCAGACUGAGUCUCCCAUGUCCACCAGCUCGGGCAGCAGCCGCGGCUUCUCUGUCGCCUCCCUACUACCGGACAGCGCCCGGGAAGACGGCGCCUUCAACUCCUACGGCCUGCCCGACCACAGCGACAUAGUUUCCCUCGCUGCCAGGGCCAUAUUCGAGCAGGAGAGCCCGGGCAAGGGCUCAAGUCCCGACCUGGUGGGGUACGAGGCCGGAGCGAAGCCCCCGUGCGCGGAGAAAGCCCCGUGUCCGAGUCUACAGCCGGACAAAGGCCCAGGAAUGGAAACCAAUGCUGUCCAGUCGCAGGGUCCGGCCGGAGUGGCCUCUGUCGCCAAAGAAACGGCGAGCGUGUCCCUGGCGUGUCCACCUCUCCCCAACCCAGUUGCGAUGAACCAGGGCCACGGCGGCCCGACCGCCCAUACUCAGCUACCGAGCGUCUACCCGGAACAGGGCGCCCCCCUGGCCGAAUACCCCGCCAAAGUUCACCCCCAGUCUCCCCUCGCCCUGGAGUCGCGGCUGAAGCAGAGCGUCGAAAUGCGAAAAGACGCGAGCAAGCGCAACGGGCCGACCGACCACUUGGUCUCCACGGCCAAGAGGCAGAAGCAGUGCCAGGGUGGGGGGCCGCGCCUGGACUGCAAGCCGGGGCUCGGCGCUUUAGCCGGGCACCUGUGCGAUCGCGACCCGCCCUUCAUGGCGCAGAUGCCGGCCAGUUCUCCCAACCACAACCUCGGCGCCUUGUUCCCUUCCACUAAUUUCCUGGGCACCAGUCCGGAGGAGACGCUGAGGACGAUGGAAGCGCACUGCAACGGACCGCAGCGAGUGCAGGAUCCGGCCGCACAGCAGAUGCAACCGCACGGGCUGCUCCAGGCCAACGGGUCGUCUCCGAGCGGCCUGCCGCUGGCCCACACCCACUCCUACUACAAGCACCACCACCAGAGCCAGGCCCGCGACCGGCACCUGUACCAGCUACAGCACCACUACUCGCACGGUGAGGGAUCGGCUCAAGGCCAGGCUCACGGCGUCCAGCACCAGCUCCGCGCCGCCCCGCAAGACGCCCAGAUGCAGAAGAAGCGAGGGCUGGUGCGGGCGGCGCCGGGAUCGCAGCUCUCCAUCCAGCCGAAGCAGCAGCACCAGGCGGGCGGCGGGCAGGGCCGGCACAAGGGCAGUCAGCAGCCGCUGCAGCAGCAGCAGCAGCACGUACCGCACACGUACUUCAGCAACGCGCACCCGGACAAGAGGUGCGAGAACUCGGCGGGAGGCCGGAGCCAUCACCUGCAGAGCCUCCACGCCCCGGACCUGCUGCACCCUGACGGCGGGCGAAGCGGCCAGGGGCCCGGCAUCUUCCCCGAGCAGGUGGGCGGACAGUCGCGCAUCCAGCGGCUGCUGACGUCCAGGUCUCUGGAGCAACAGAUGGCUUCCAAAGCCAGGCCCUCCGACAAGCAAUGUCCCUCUCACCGCCAGGAGAGAAACCGAAUCUCCAGCUACUCGGCAGAGGCUCUGAUCGGGAGGCCUUCCAGCGCCGAGUCGCGCAUGGCCAUGCAGAGCCCCAGGGCCGCCGUGGAGCAGUCCGAACUGCGCACCUAUCUCGACCUGUCCAUGAACAAAUCUUUGCCCGUGCACGGCUUGCCACCCAAACUCUCAAUGGAACACUGCAUGGCGGCCGAUGUACAGUCUCUGGGCGACUGCCAGCCGUUCAAAGCCACCCAGGCGGUGGGCAACUUUGAGGUGCAGUCUUCCCGGGGCAGCGAGAUGGGCGGCGGCAUGUCGGCGCACAGGGGAAUCCAAGCGCACGGCUUCAGGCUUGCCCAGGGAACCGGCGCCGAGCGACCGGCCCGCCUGCCUUACUUGCCCAUGCAAGGGAUCUCGACCGCGGGCGGGGCAUCGUUGAGGGACGGCGACGGGUCUUGCCACCAGAGCUUCUUGCAGAGCCUGCUGCCCCCUCCUCUGGCGGAGCAGCUGGGCGGCGGGCCGGGGCCGGAACAUGGCAGGAACUCGCAGUGCGCUCUGCCCAUCAGUAUCGAGUACAGUUGCGCACCGGCCAGGGACACGGGGCAUGGUCGGCGGGACGGCGAAGGGCAGAGCUGCGACCUGGGUCUGGGCGGGCUCGGAUCCCGGAGCCUACCCUACCCCGACCCGUCCUCGGUGUCCGAAAUCCAAAGCAGAAACAGCAGCCCCAGCGUGGCGGCGCAGAAAGCCUCGUUGAGACUGGGCGACAGCCAGGGGAACAAGUGCCACGCCAACGCGCAGGUCUCCUCCAACAUGCACGGAGGCGUGCGGGUGGCGCUGGCCCACGGAGCCGAGCGGUCUCACCCGCUCCAGCCCGGCUCGUCGGUGGCGCAGCGAGUCCGGCACCAGGCGCAGGGCGGCUCGGCGGGCAAGCUGCGGCCGCGCUCGGUCAGCCACCGGGGGGGCUCCGAGGCGCUGGAGCGCAGCCUACAGCUGCCGCUGCCGUCCGGCGGGGGGAUGAUACUGGGCAGGCAGCAACCUAACACCACCCGCACCGCCAGCAUCGUGCGCUUCGUCGCCGACAACCAGCAGGUGCCCAGCGAGAACCUCACCCAGGAGCAACUCUCGCAGAGCUUCGGCUUCCCCUUCAUCGCAGAGGGCGGCAUGAACCCGCCCCUCAACGCCAACCCUCCCUUCAUCCCCCCGGUGACACAGCCGGGCGCGAACCGGACCCCUACCCUCAUUCCGGUGGAGCAGCAGAACCCGCUGCCUUCAUUCUACCCUCCGUACUCGCCGGCGCACCCCAACCUCUCCAACGACCUCUCUCUCCCUUACUUCUCCAACCAGAUCUUCACCAGCCCCAACACGGAGAAAGCCAGCAACCCGUUCGGCGCCAUCCUGUCGCCGCCUCGGCCCGUUGGCUUUCCGCAGCCCAGUUUCCCACUGCUCCCCGACAUCUCUGCCAGGCCCAUAGCCAACAGCUCCAGCAUCACCGCGCACCUGUCUAACUUCAACCUGACCACCCUGUUCCCCGAGAUCGCCGCCGCGCCCAUGGCCGCAGACACCCCCGCCAUGCCCAUGUCACCUCUGUUGCCUUUAACCAACCCCGCCCUCUCCGACGUCUCCAAACAGCACUCCAACAGAUCCGCGCACAAUAUCAGCCACAUCCUAGGCCACGACGGCAGCUCGGCCGUGUGAAACCCGGUGUGGACUCUCCGGAUGGCUGCAAGGUGCUGAGGUCGGAGUGGACUUCUCCAGCUCUCUUCACACCCUGCAGUUGCUCAACCGAAAUAACCCAUCACUCAGCCCCUCCCAACCAACCCCAAUCUCCUUCAGCAGCAGAUACUUUGAAGUGGGCAAGAUGCUUUUUUAUUUGGUGCCGUUAGUGGCAAGAUCUCUAGGCUGGCGGAGAGUGCUUGAGAGAGAGAUGGUGGGGAUGUCAAGGGAGUGAGUUGCGCUAGGGGAGAACCAUGGAUGUGUCAUCGCACCAGCCAGCUGUCCCACCCCCCCCCCAGUGUACCAAAGUAUUCACACGCUGGUGGCAAGGCCAUAUCUUUCAAGAAAUUGCAGGCAAAUUAACAUCUUGCGUUCCCACAGCUCCUGAUAUAUGAUGUAUGAUAUAGAUUUUUAUACACAUUGAUGGAUUGGUAGAACUGAAUGAUUUUGAAUUGUAAAUAUGUGAAGUGAUGGGUUGUCUCGCCAACCAGUAUUUGUUGGGCUUGAUGUUAACAAGGGGGUUGUCCCUGGAGCGGUGUUGAGGUUGGUUGAUUUACUGAUCUGCUUAUCAAUAGUACAAUGUACAGGGGCAAGAAAUGGUAUUUAUCUGAGGGUUCCACUAUUCAGUACAAACAACCCCCUUUUUAUUGGGAUCAAUUUCUUAAAGAAUUAUGCCCAUAAGAUCAAAAUGGCACGAGUAAAAUGACACCCACCCUUCCAUUUCCAUCUUGUAUUUAAAAUGCAAGGCUACCAUUAAUUCAGCAUUAGGCAAGGAGAAACAAAGAGGAAUUUGGUGUGUAUUUAAUGGAUGAGGGUCUGAAUCUGCAUGUUGUAUAAAAUAUUUAAAUAAAAAAAUUAUAGUUAAUUUCCAUAUAAAUGCAUUUUAGUUUGCCUUAUUGUAACAUACUUUAACAUACUCUGUGCUUUAAUAGAAGUAGGCCACCCUCUCCAUGGGAGCCUGACUGAUCUUUCUUUUGAGCAAUGGUUUAAGUUAGAUGGCUUUUGCAGUCACGGCGAUUGUUAAAGGUCAGCGUUCAUCAGCGUGACUCCCUUGCACUUUACAGAUUAAGGCAAUAAAUCUGCUCCAUUCUCUGUGUGCAGUAAUGCCAGGAGGUAAGCCCACUUGAGUUUCGCUCAGCUUUGGUUUUUCUAACACUGGAAUAUUUGGCGUACCUUGUGCACCUCAUUCCAUGAAGCUGGAUAUACAGUAAAUGAGUAUCUUCUUCCUUUGUUGGAUCAGCAAUUGUUCUUGCUUGACUGUGGCCCCCCACUGGAAGAGAGCCGGCAUUAGUUUGUAGUGCACAUGUCAAAGUGCCCGUAACGUAACAGUGUCACACGAUGGGCCAGAAAACAUAGCUGGUAUGGGGAGAAUAUAAAAAAGCACUUGCUACUGCUUCAUGUGUCAGGUCACAUCUCAGUUGUUGAAGGGCUUUGUCUAACCUGGGAACGUUGUGAUAAAAGUUCAAAAAAGGUGCUGUUCAUCCACAAAUAAAUUUGCCUAAAACUACAAAUGUUGAGGGGGCCUGUGGCAGUGGAACUUGUUUUCUUUCACUCAGAUAGUUUUUACUCACUCAUCUAUUGCUGUUGAACAAUAGAUGCAAAUCUGAGAAUAUUCAGUCAGAAAUUUAAUCUAUAGUUUUAAUCCCCACUAAUAUCAGAAAUUGCAUGUGACUUUGUUGGAGAAAUCUAAUUUUCUCUAAUUAGAUUUAUCUUUUACACAGAUCAUUUUCAAGGAAGCCUGUUUAUUCAUCUUUUCCAUCGACCAGCUGAUGUGUUUCCCCCCCCUUUGUCCACCACUCUGGCAGCUUUGUAUCAUCACAUAAGCACCAUGUUGGGCAAAUGGGGCAUGAGCAACUGUAGGAGCAAAUCUAUCCUUCUGUUCUGUCUUGCUGGGAAACAGACUCACUGUUAAAACUAAAACAAAUUACAUGCCCCAUUUGUGGAACUAGCGUAAUAGGAUUUAUCAUUUAGAAUUUGUUUCCUGAAGUAAAAUAAUAAUACUUUGUUCAUGAUGCAUAUAUUAUGGAAAAACAUAAUGUGAAGCAUUAAAGGAAAAUCUUAUCCAAAAUCAACAGGAGAAUUCCAUCACACUAGCUAUUAACAUAGAACAUAGAACAGAACAGCACGGGAACAGGCCCUUCGGCCCACAAUGUUUGUGCUGAACAUGAUGCCUAGCUAAAUGACCACAUCUGCAUGCAAGUGAUCCAUAUCCCUCCAUUCUCUGCAAAAGCUUCUAAAAGCUUCUUCAAUGCCACUAUCGUAUCUGCCUCCACCACCGCCCCAGGCAAUGCGUUCCAAGCCCCCACCAUCCAUAAAUGUUCAUAAAUGGUAGUGCUAACAUUGUGAGCUCCUCGAAUCAGCAUAUGUACAGGAAUCUUGCCCUCCUAAACUGCCAAAUAAGCACAGCCUGCAUAAGAAGGCACAAUUCAAGUUCUCUGAAAUUCCAUUCAAAACUAAAAUUAAAACAUUCUAAAAUCUGCAGAAUCAGAUAUCUAAAGAAUUUAUGAGCAAAUUCUUCAAAGAAAUCUCGAUCUCACGUCCUAAUUCUCCUGUGCACCAAUGUAGCUUCCUUGUUGCCUGUGCGCCCUUCCACCCUGUCCCCUCACUGGUGCAGUGUUUUUUGCUUUUUCUCAAGUGUUAACACUCACAUCUCAUCCCAGUGUCUUGACCUGAAUUUUGCCUCGCAUGGCCAUUUGUUAAUGAAAAUGAGCCCUUUCCUCUGACUGAAUCAAAUUCUCAUGAACGGCAGGGUUCAAAGUUGCAUGUCCUGUGACUUGGGUUGUUAAUGGACAUUGAUGGGUUUAAAUUGGAAUAAAACAGCUGACAAUCAGUUACCAGCUGGUAUAUGCUGACCAAUCUUCAUUCCCUUGGAAGUCAGAAGAAAAGAAACCAAGCAUGCUGCUAAAUUGUUUCCAUUGGCUGAAAAACAAAUUUCAGACCUACUGAUCAAAUCUAGUUUCAAAAUUUCACAGGACGAUACCAUUUAGCCCAUCAUAACUCAGCCAAUUUUUUGAAAGACCUCCCCAAUUAGAUUCACUCUUCUGACCUUUCUUCAUAGUGCAGUGUAAUUUUUCCUUCAUUGCCAUUUGAAGGCUCCCUUUGCAUCUGCAGUCAGAUUGCUUGCUCCUUGUUGUAUCAGGAAAAUAAUCUCUCCUCAUCUGAACCCCCUGCCCCCAACUGAAUCUUAAAUCUGUGCCCAGUUCUUUAACCUACCCCGGUCCCCUCAAAGGUAAUACACCUCUGAACUUUUUUCUUUAAAUAUAUGCAGAUAUUAUAGACAGAAUGCUUCCAAUAAUUCACUUUCCGAUAUUGGACACCAUUACUUCAAAACAAUAGGCUGUAUUAGUUUCUACAUUAAUUUUCUUCCUUAACGUAUUUAAAGAUUACACUCAGUGCAUAUUUCAUCCCAUUUUUCAGUUCCUUUCUGACUGCGUCACCGCAUAAGUACAAAUGUGAGAUUAAAAUAAUGACCAUAAAUAAUAAUUAACAUUUAAGCUGCUACUUUCAAACCAUUUUAUGAUAACAUUGCAUCUGCCAGUUUCACAGUAAAGACUGUUGUGCAGUAAAGAGCUCAAUUUACAAAGAGUUGAACAGUAACCAUAACAACCUCACAAUAAGAGCUGGGAAUUUCUCCAGAAUUAUGAAUUUAAUGGAAGAUGGAUGUAAAUUUUAUGCAUAAAAACUCACCAAAUGGAUUGACAACAGAAUGACUUCAUCAUUUAUAUUCUGACUCAAUAUCGUUCUCAUUACAUAUGACCCUAUAUAUAAAACAGUACCCUUGUCUUUAUAUUAACGCAAAUGCAGGUUCCAGUGCUUCCAACUAAGCUGAACUUGCAACCUCUUACUGAGGCAAUAAUGCUUCUGCUGAGCCAUUGCUCAUGUCCAGAUGUUAUCAGAUAUUAUUGAGAUUGCCUUUGAAUAGUUUUAUAUGAUUAUUGUCACAACUGAGUGAUGUUGGUGUUGGCUAGCAGAGCACUUUCUACCCCAAUACCCAAAAGUAGUAUCAAACGUUCCUAGGUCAGGCACAGCAGGGUGAAGGUCCCUCUACUCCGAAUAUGGUUGUAUUUAGUCUACCACAACCAAUUUAUUGCUGAUUCACCUGCCCCUCUCCUCAGUUGGCCUUUUUGACAUGAUGAAAUGAAAACAGCUUUAUUCUCGAUUAUAUCAUCUCAUUAAAACCAAAGGCAGUGAAGUCUGUUGUCUGAUCCCUCUAGGAAUAAUUUGAGGCGUGGAUCCUGAGAAGUGACUCAUCAGAGCUCGCUCUCCUUGUUCCAAGCAGCUUUAUGUCUGUAUUGACAGAGAGGGCACAGAAUCUAAGUAAAAUUAUUUUCUCAGAACUAGCACAGGCUAAAUAUUAGCCUCCUGGCAUGCAGGUUUCUGUGUUUUAAUGAAAGUCAUGGUACAUUGUUGCUGAACAUAAUUGUUGUAUUGGACUUGGACUACCCACAUUAUUUAAAUUUAACCCAUCCCUCUAAUAUCAUCUUUUACAUGUUUCAUUUAUCAGCUAAGACCAUCUUUAGUAAAUAGACCAGCAGUUAAACAAUCCCCAAACUGACUGCCUGUGAUCAAAAUAAUGGUGCUCAAGUCUGCAUGCUUUAAUCUAGUGUUGGUCAUGUCAAUACAACCUUACAAUUUAAAAAGUGGGGGUUACUAAAUCAUCUGCUCUGUUGUUUUCCUUAAAUUCAAAACCACCUCUUUGUUCCAUUAAAAGUUUUUUGUGAGGAAUAUUUGGCACUGAAUGGCUUAAACACAGAAAGCCUCUGCAGAAGUGAUGCAGAAUUAGAGUGUGUGCACUUUUAUUAACAGUAAAACCAUACCUGAUCCUUGCAUUUACUGGUUGGAAGAGUUCAACAAGUUGGCUUGAGUGAUUUAUUAAAUAUUUUUUUUAAAGUAUUUUCCUUCAACCUGUGCAAAGUAUCUUAAAGUACUUUUUCCUUUCUGUUUGAAUAAAUUUGGAGUUCCAGUGUAACCGUUUCAUGACAGCAAUUGAAAGAUGACAGAUCUUGCCAUUAUUACCUACACUAAUCUAACAUAAAUAAACUAGCUGCAAAUGAUGCUGCAAGUAUGGACUAUAACCUAUCAUCUAAGGUUUGUUGGGUUUGAGCUGUUUAGUUGCUUGCAAAAUAUACAGAGCUAUAAGAUAGGUUAAACAUUCAAAUAUAUAUUUUUUUAGCAGAUGUUUUUGUGACAUUUGAAUUUUUAAAUUGUGACAGUGUUCUGGCGGGAGUACGCUUCAAUAAAGGGCUGUAAAGGGCUUUCAUUUGACCCUGAUGGUCUUCUCAAAACAGAAACUGCCAGCAACAGUGGUCUUUUACUUUUUAAAGUUAUUUACAUUGCUAAUGUUUUUAAAUCCUUCAGUUGGGCAAUGCAAGUUCAAAGAGAAGUCAUCUAACAUAUCAAGAAAUUGGAAAUUAUGUCAGAGGGAGAUUUCUUUAUGAGGAACUGCAUUGACACCUGCACAAUUGUACAGGGACACUUUAGGAGAGGGUUGGUAGACACAACAACUUUGUUAUCUAUUUGUCUUUUGGUGUCUUCAUCACUAAAGACAAUGCAAUGAUAAGAGAUGGUCACCACUCUCACCUUCAGGUUGUGAAUAUAUUUAAAUAUUUCUAAAACAGGUGAUAUACUUGAUUCUGUAUGUAUUCAAUUAUGUUAAUUUUAUUGGGACAUUUUCUAAUGUUUUUGUAAAUACUUGUGAAUAAACACUUGAAUUUGGUUAUAAAUGGA
Amblyraja radiata (thorny skate) is the source of this 12460-nucleotide messenger RNA. RefSeq names its product upstream transcription factor family member 3 (gene usf3). Bases 503 to 6715 code for a protein of 2070 amino acids. The transcript is spliced from 6 exons. Gene Ontology annotation, molecular function: DNA-binding transcription activator activity, RNA polymerase II-specific; protein dimerization activity; RNA polymerase II transcription regulatory region sequence-specific DNA binding. The record is from RefSeq and is a predicted model, not a curated record. NCBI's taxonomy places the organism in Eukaryota, Metazoa, Chordata, Chondrichthyes, Rajiformes, Rajidae. Gene Ontology annotation, biological process: negative regulation of epithelial to mesenchymal transition; positive regulation of transcription by RNA polymerase II.